This is a messenger RNA of Linum trigynum, 1027 nucleotides long. The record is from the annotation of a GenBank genome assembly. Lineage: Eukaryota; Viridiplantae; Streptophyta; Magnoliopsida; Malpighiales; Linaceae.
CUUAUGCUUCACUAGCUUGUAUCAGUUGUGAAGUAUUUGCAUUCUUAAAAGGUAAACGGAUAGUUGCAGAAUCACAGCGUUUAUUUCAACUGCUUAUUUAGUGAAAAGAUUGUAUCUUGUCUUGAAUUGAAGUUUUCAUGUUCAUUGUAUGAUAGCUUCACAUGGGGACUCCUAAACUAGAUUCAGAUAUGGAGGAUGCGGAGCCAAUGGAAGGUGAAGUUAGUAGGGAAUUUACUGAUUCCGAUUCCGACUCAGGGGAGGAAGAUGUACGAAAAUCGGCUAUUCCCUCUAAGGAUGCAGUCUACGAUCGAGAUGCUAUCAACGAUAAGCUUCGAGAAAUCAGCUGGCCAGAGAACUUAGGUUGGACACACAAACUCUCCCUUGACAUCAAUCAGGAGCAAGGCGUAGAUGUAAACGACGACCUUGCACGUGAGAUGGCAUUCUUCACACAGGCAUCGGAAGGGUCAAGGAGGGGGUUUGAACAGAAUGAAACAAUGGAGGACAAGAGGAACAUGGAGGAAUCAGAGGCGAGAAGGAAAGCUAGGGAUUCGAAGAGGCUAGCUAAAGAGGUUCAAGCUCAGAAGCAGAAGGAGAGGGCAGCACUGAAGAAGUCGGGGAUUGAGGCUGUUAAGAAGUGGAGGAAGCAGAGGCAGCAAAAUGGGUUUCCUGCUGCUGGUGGGAAGAAGAAUGGUGAUGAGAUUGGUUUGGAGUUUGGAGAUGGUGGGAAGACGUUUGCCAAGUCCAACAGGCAAAGACCAGGUGUAUCCCCAGGAGACAGGUCCGGGGGGAAGGGUAGAAUGAAAUCGCGGAAUGGCGCUGGUAAACCAGUGAAGAAAAUAGUGAAGAGGGUCCGAAAGGACUCGAAGUUUGGGUAUGGUGGAAGGAAAGGCAUGAAGAAGCAGAACACUGCUGAUGCCACUGAUGAUUUCAGGGGUUUCAGGAAAGCAGGUGGUGAUGCCGGGACUAAGAGGAGAAGGAAGCAAUGAUAUUGGAGAAAACCAAGUUACAACAAAGGCUGGAAAAUUGC